AUGUCUGCGAAGUCGGUACAAGGGCCUGGGGGCAAGAAGCCCGCGUCGGCAGCCACCAAUUUGAUCGCUGGUGGUGGUGCUGGCAUGAUGGAAGCGCUUGUUUGCCAUCCUCUCGAUACGAUCAAGGUUCGAAUGCAAUUGUCGAGACGAGCCCGCGCCCCAGGAGCGAAGCCGCGUGGCUUCAUUACAACUGGUGCCGAGAUUGUCAAGAGGGAAACAGCAUUGGGUCUGUACAAGGGUUUGGGUGCCGUGCUCACUGGAAUCGUACCAAAAAUGGCCAUUCGGUUCACAAGUUACGAAUGGUACAAGCAAUUACUAGCGGACAAGAAUGGCAAUGUCGCGUCCAAAUCCACAUUCAUGGCUGGUCUCGCCGCUGGAAUUACAGAAGCCGUCCUUGUCGUCACUCCCAUGGAGGUGGUGAAAAUUCGUCUCCAAGCGCAACACCACUCCAUGGCUGAUCCGCUCGAUGUGCCCAAGUACCGCAAUGCCGCCCACGCCAUGUACACUGUUGUGAGGGAGGAGGGCGCUGGAGCUUUGUGGCGCGGUGUCUCGCUCACUGCUCUGCGCCAGGGAACUAACCAAGCGGCAAACUUCACAGCAUACUCGGAGUUGAGGGCGCAACUGCAAAAUUACCAUGGUACUACCGAUCUGCCGAGUUAUCAGACGAGUAUGAUUGGACUCAUCAGCGGUGCCGUGGGUCCCUUUACGAAUGCGCCGAUUGACACUAUCAAAACAAGGUUGCAGAAAACGCCUGCUGAGGCCGGGCAAAGCGCCUUGCAACGCAUCACAAAUAUUGCCAGUGACAUGUGGAAGCAAGAAGGUAUUCGAAGUUUCUACAAGGGCAUCACACCCCGCGUCAUGCGUGUCGCUCCUGGCCAGGCUGUAACAUUUACUGUAUACGAAUACCUGAAGGGCGUUUUGGAGAGGGGCCGGGAUAUGCUGCCAGGCGGCCAGUACGAAGAGUAG
Exserohilum turcica Et28A is the source of this 966-nucleotide messenger RNA. RefSeq lists its product as uncharacterized. The transcript is spliced from 6 exons. Bases 1 to 966 code for a protein of 321 amino acids. Gene Ontology annotation, biological process: fumarate transport; transmembrane transport; succinate transport. The record is from RefSeq and is a predicted model, not a curated record. Lineage: Eukaryota; Fungi; Ascomycota; Dothideomycetes; Pleosporales; Pleosporaceae.